GAGAUUAAUCGAAUCCCCUCACUGAAAAUGGCUUCUAUUGACUUUAUAACGUUAACUGGUGACAGCGAGAAAAAACAAGCGGGAGAGAAAGCAGAGAGUGGCAAUGAAGUGGAAAACCAGGACCUGUCAGAGGAGGAAGGAGGCGCCGGGAAGGCAGAGGCCAGUUUGUCGAAGCUCAUGGUCACCGUGACCUCAGCUAAGACCAAGAAAAAGAAACACAGGCACCGCAGCAAACACAAGAGACACAAGCAGUCUUCACCUGAGGACAAGGAGCGACGCCAUAAGCACCGGCACAAGCACAAAAAGCACAAGCGUAAAGACAACCCCUUGACUGACAACUUCCCCACCGGGGGCGACGACAACGCUUUCCCAUACUCUUCCUCCGACAAGCUGCCGAGACUGGAAGACGAUGAGAUGGCGCUUCUGGAGGAGCUGGAGAAACAGAGGGCCCUGAUCCAAGCUGAGCUAGACAGUGAAAUGACUGAGGGUGGCAGGGGGGUACAAUCGGGCAUGGGGCUCAUACUCCAGGGAUACCACUCUGGGGAGGAGGAGGAUGGGGAGAUUCAGGGGGAGAGGAUGUGCAACGGGCAGCACUUGCGGAGAGGGGCAACGGGGCCCGUGGCUGGCUCAGGCUCGCAGACUGCUAAAGACACCGGUAGAGUCCAGCGAGAGUCGACAGACGCCGGCAAAGCUAAGCAGAACAAUCCCAAUAAAAACGGCAGGAAGAGAAAGAUGGACGGCAAAACCAAGGAUCAGAUGAGCGGACUGAGCACGUCCAGGGAUAGAGACAACAGGAGACAUUCCAGGAGUGCAGAUUGCUUCAAGGAAAGGGCACGGGCGUCCAAGUCUCCUCCUGGCACUAGCAACCAGCCUUCCCUGCCGGCUCAAAGCAGAGAGGCCCAAAACCAGGACAAACACAAGAAGGCGAUCAAGUCCCCCGCCAAGGACGAUUCCCCUGGGAAUGAGAACUGCUCUCCUGGCCUACGAGGGAGGCCGCCAUGCCCCGCCUCCCAGCUGCAGCGCAGCAAGUCCCCAUCACAGUCCCAGGACCCCCGGGCCUCCUCCGGAGCAGAGCGACGGGCCAGGUCACCGCCACCACCCAGAGGGGGCCACCCGAGCUCCCCGGAGGGUCAAAGGAGAGAGGUGGACCGACUGAGACUCUCACCUGGCAGGAUUCGGAGCCAGGACGAAGCAGGGGGCCGUAGGGAUGCCAGCGCAGCUCUAGGUGCCCGACGACGGCUCAGCCGCUCACCAUUCAGGCGGAGGUGUUGCUCUCCCAGGAGACGCAGCAGGUCUCCAUUCAGGAGGAGGUCAUUGGAUCGGGACAGGAUGGGACGGAGGCCGCAGUGGGGUUCCCGAUCACAGGAGGGGAGGCAGAGACUGAGCCGGGACAGAGAGGACAAGUUCAAGGGCAGCCUCUCGGAGGGAAUGAAGGUCGACAAGGAGGACUCUGAAGAUGAAGUGAUGGAAGAUUACGAUGUGGAUGAGGACGACGAGGAGGCUCUCAUCGAACAGAGGAGGCUACAGCGUCUGGCCAUCGUCCAGAAGUACAAGGGAGGGAACGAGGACAGUAACAUGUCGGAGCCCGGCAGCCUGCAGAGCAGCCAACGCAGCCGCUCGCCCUCGCCAGACGACAUCCUGGAGCGUGUGACGGCCGACGUCAAAGAGUACGAGCGGGAAAACAUGGACACCUUUGAAGAAAACAUCAAGGCUAAGCACAACCUCAUCGAACAGGAGAAAGAUGAAGGAACCAACCCCAAAAAACCCUCCGCCCCCGACAUGUUUACUGAAUCGGAUGACAUGUUCGCCGCCUACUUUGACAGUGCAAGGUUUCGAGCAGCAGGUAUCGGGAAGGACUUUAAGGAGAACCCCAACCUCCGAGACAACUGGACAGACGCAGAGGGAUACUACCGAUUCAAUAUCGGGGAGAAACUGGACAAGCGGUACAGUGUGUACGGCUACACGGGGCAGGGCGUGUUCAGCAACGUCAUCCGAGCCCGUGACGUGGCCCGCGCCAGCCAGGAGGUUGCUAUUAAGAUCAUUCGGAACAACGAGCUCAUGCAGAAGACUGGGCUCAAGGAGCUGGAGUUCCUGAAGAAACUCAACGAUGCCGACCCUGACGACAAGUUCCACUGCCUGCGCCUCUUCCGACACUUCUACCACAAGCAGCACCUCUGCCUGGUUUUCGAGCCUCUCAGUAUGAACCUGCGCGAGGUGCUGAAGAAGUAUGGCAAAGACGUGGGCCUCCACAUCAAGGCGGUGCGCUCCUACAGCCAGCAGCUCUUUCUGGCCCUGAAGCUGCUCAAACGUUGCAACAUCCUUCACGCCGACAUCAAACCUGACAAUAUCCUGGUGAACGAGUCGAAAACCAUCCUCAAGCUCUGCGACUUUGGUUCAGCGUCGCACGUGGCAGAGAAUGACAUCACUCCCUACCUGGUUAGCCGGUUCUACAGGGCGCCGGAGAUUAUCAUCGGGAAGCCUUACGACUACGGCAUCGACAUGUGGUCCGUUGGCUGCACUCUGUAUGAGCUGUACACGGGCAAGAUCCUUUUCCCAGGGAAAACCAACAACCACAUGAUUAAGCUCGCCAUGGACCUCAAGGGCAAGAUGCCCAACAAGAUGAUCAGGAAAGGCGUGUUCAAGGACCAGCAUUUUGACCAGAACCUCAACUUCCUGUACACCGAAGUAGACAGAGUUACUGAAAGGGAGAAGGUGACAGUGAUGAGCACCAUCAACCCCACCAAGGAGCUGCUGGCUGACAUGGUGGGCUGCCAGCGUCUGCCCGAGGACCAACGCAAGAAGGUGGCCCAGCUCAAGGACCUGCUGGACCAGACCCUUAUGCUGGACCCGGCCAAGAGGAUCAGCAUCAACCAGGCCCUGCAGCACCCCUACAUCCAGGAGAAGAUCUUCUGACCACUUUGUACUGUAUCCACUCACAGUCACGCAUUGAUUGCCGCAACCAGUACUGAGUCCUUAGUUUGACUAUGGUUGGACCCCCAUCCCAUCUGGCACUGCUGAUGGAGAGGAAGUAGUAUUAUCUUUCUUCCCCCGUUUGAACCACACACACACACACUCUCUCCCGUUUUUCAUCGAUCUUCUGGAUUGUAUAAAUAACCGUAGUAGGGCUCCUAGCAGAAUGCCUGCUGCACAGCAUAUGUUCAGUCUCAGCCUACCUGCAAGUCAGAUAGUUCUGUCUCCAUUAUAAGCCCUCUAUCUCAUGGACAGUAAGCCACUCGAGUUGGACUUUCAUCCAAUCACAUCUUCCGUUUUUUGAUUGGCCUCUUGCAGGUGACUGAAGGUGGAUGAUAUUUUUUGCUGUAAAUUUUUUUAAAUUCUGAUUGGGUUAAGUAAAAUGUUAAUUCUGAUUGUUGGGACGGGUUAGUCAAAUGUUCAUUCUGAUUGGGUUAGUCAAAUAUUCAUUCUGAUUGUAGGGACGGGUUAGUCAAAUGUUAAUUCUGGUUGUUGGGAAGAGUUUUUGAGUUAACGGUCAUUCAUGAGUUGCCAAGGCUGUGACAAGCAGGGAGGGUAACCCAAUGCCCUUACCCUUUUGAAUGGGAUGUUCGUACAGUGAGUAGACUAAACUCCUGCAACCUUGGCAGCUCCUUUGACUUACUGUUACCUGUGAUGUGGUGCAGGGCCAGCAUAAAUGAUGUCUAUAUCCGCGUCUCUCCCAGGUAUUGAAAACCCCGAGCGCUCCCCUACCCACCCCGUCCCCACAUCCUGGUGUCUGUGCAGGCCCUGGUCCGCAUGCCCGUUCUGCUGCUGCCUGUAGGUCUGUCAGUGCCGAAAACCCAAACGGUUGGGGGGUCCUUGGGUUCUACUUGAGCACACCUGCAGGGAUGGCCCCUCAUGUUUAAAGCAGGUUGUAUACCACUUUCAGUACAUUGAAGGUAAGCUAUCCCCCCCCUCCUAGGAAAAAAAACUAAAGUCAUCAACUUCAACUGGUUAUUACCUUUUAUAUGUUUAUUUUUUGAUAUAUUACACAUGGUUUUAGCCAGAUGUCCCUGUAGACAUGGUUUACCUUCCUCCAGGGUAUCUCUUACAUGUCAAGAAACAUGGUUUCUAUAAGACAACUAUAUAUUUCUUAAGCAUAAAACAAAUCACUAUGGCAAAGAUUGGAUUUAAAAAAAUCCAAAUCAGUCACGCAUCCAAAUUGUAGAGAGGAAAUUGGAUCGGGGGGGGGGGGGGGGG
Molecule: messenger RNA, 4191 nt
Organism: Salvelinus namaycush (lake trout)
Lineage: Eukaryota; Metazoa; Chordata; Actinopteri; Salmoniformes; Salmonidae
Product: serine/threonine-protein kinase PRP4 homolog
Exons: 15
Coding region: 28-2913 (961 amino acids)
Biological process (GO): peptidyl-serine phosphorylation; peptidyl-threonine phosphorylation; mRNA cis splicing, via spliceosome
Molecular function (GO): protein serine/threonine kinase activity; ATP binding
Source: RefSeq, a predicted model, not a curated record